Fusarium sp. VM40 is the source of this 1077-nucleotide messenger RNA. The record is from the annotation of a GenBank genome assembly. NCBI's taxonomy places the organism in Eukaryota, Fungi, Ascomycota, Sordariomycetes, Hypocreales, Nectriaceae.
AUGCCACGCAUUCAGCCGUCUUUGCUACGGCAAGCUAAUCGCCUUUCGCCUCACCUUGCAAGCCUGCUCCCAGCUUGCCGAGACCUGGCGUCGGCCCAGAAUGAGCUACGGUGGUUGAAGAGUCAUGUCGAAGAAACGUGGUCCCGUCGCAAAACAUGGCACUUGAACAACCUAUGUCGAAAGAGAGGACGCGGUGAACCUCUUCAGUAUAUCAUCGGCUCUCAACCAUUUGGAUCUCUUGAUAUCAAGUGUAAACCUGGUGUUCUGAUACCUAGAUCGGAAACUGAAGCAUACACUUUCCACCUGGCAAACCUUGUCAGAUCAGGCGAAUUGCUGGGUCAACACGUAAGAAAGAGUGGCCAUGGAGUGAACUUAAUCGACUUCUGCACAGGAACUGGCUGUAUUCCUCUUGGUUUUUUCUCAUCCCUCCAGCGCUCAGUUGAAAACCUGACUGUGAGAGGGGUGGAUAUUUCACCGGUUGCCCUUCGACUUGCGCAGGAGAAUAUUUCGCGGAAUGUCAACCUCCAGACCCUGAUCAAGCCGACUAAACACAAGCGGCUUGACAUCACAAGGGCCAAUGUGUUUAGUGAUAGCGACAUGCAGCAACUCGCAGUCACUCCCUGGGACAUUCUCGUCUCUAACCCACCGUACAUCUCAGAGGAUGUCUGGCAUCACGGCCGCGGACAGCUGGGAUACUCAGUUCGAAAAUACGAGCCUCGUCUUGCGCUGGUACCUAACAACGAUCUCCCUUGUCCGAGUGGAUGCAAUCCAGCGGAUGUCUUUUAUGCUCGGCUUCUGGACAUUUCGGAGCUCUUAAAGCCGAAGGUGAUACUUUUCGAAAUUGGCGACGAGAACCAGGCCCGUCGUGUGUUGCAGCUGUACUUUUCUCACCCAAUUGCUUCAAAUUCAAGAGUUAAGAUCUGGCGUGACUGGCCUGAUGUGGAGGGAACUGAAGACAAAGAGAUCAUGUUGAACAUGGUGAACACUGAAGGGUCAGAGAGUGAGUGGCGAGUUCCAGUGAAGGGUGAUGGUCUCAUACGGUCUAUUCUAAUUCGCAACAUCGAUGGGGCACAGUGA